CAAGCGCACGCGCGUGCUGCCCAUGUCACUCGAGAACAUUGUGCACCACACGGUGAAUGCACAUGGUCAAAUCCUGAGAUAGAGAUAGGCAAGGAUAAGCGCUCCAGUCCUGGGGUCCGACUUCUUCCGUCCGAAUCGAGUGGGACUCGAUUUGUCCAUCCGAGCCACUGGCGAGCUCUCAUGGAUGAUGCUACAAGGCAAUUGAAGAUCAAUCCCAGCCAUGCUCAAAUCAAAUCAAGCGGCAAUUCCGUGCACUUGUUGUCGGGUCUCUCGCAAAAUGUGAGCAUCGACGAAUUGAUAGUCUCGUUGCCCUCCCGCACAGUGGCGGAUAGACUCGUGGCAUCAUGCCUCAAAUCCUCAGAACCAUCCUUGAUGAUCAUUCAUGUUCCGACUUUUGAGACUCAGUGUCGCCAAUUUUGGCAGUCACCUGCGACUGUCAGUCCCGCCUGGCUGGCCCUACUCUAUUCGGUGCUAGCCUGCGGAGUGUGGAUCGAGCAUUUUCUGGAUCCCAUCCUAGCCUACUCCGAAGUACCGCAGUCUUUCUAUGCCCUCCGAGAAAAGUCAGCUGUCGCACUGUCGAAGUCAGAUCUCACUGUCCCUGGCAGGUUCAAGGUUGAAGCAAUGUUGAUUUACUUGGGAAUAGAGUACCUGCAAAGCAAUGAAUCGAAAACUGGCGUGUCGAUUCUUCUCGGGAUUGUUUCGCGAUUGGCGACCAUGAUGGGAUAUCAUCAGAGCGCCCAUCUCUGCCAUCCCCCUCUACUUGCUUUCGAAGCAGAGAUGCGAUGCAGGGCUUGGCUGUUGCUAUCAGUCAUUGACAACGUCGUUGCCUCGCAAACAGGACUUCCAAGAGUUAUGUACCAAGGCCUCACAAACUCGGCUCGCCCACGCAACUUACUCGACGACGAUUUCAACUCCACUAUGUCAGUGCUGCCCUCAUCCCGAUCCACAACCGGAACACUUAGCCACGUUGUAUAUAUGCUGGCUCUUGACGAUCUUUACUCAGUAGCCAAUGAGAUCGCAGAUCUUGCUGCAAAAGGCCCAAUCUCUCCCGACAGCACUGCUCGCCUGGGCCAGCAACUGGAAGCUCUGAGAAACGGCCUCCCGUGUUCUCUGCGUAUACGUUCUCCAAUUUCUCCAACGAUGGAAUAUGACAAAUUGAUCAUGCAACGCACCCUGGAGAUAGUAUACCAACGGUCGCGCUGCAUCUUGCAUCGUCAAUAUCUUAUCUCGUCUGAGUCAAACCCCAGCUUUGACGCUUUUCGAUGGGCAUGCGUGGAUGCAGCCCGUUGCGUUCUCGAGCAGCAGUGUCUCCUGUUUCAAGAGGCCCUGCACGGUCCGCGCAAUAGAAAGCGUGUGUGGUUUGGUGCCUCUCGGUCGGUGUCUGAUUGCCUCACUGCGGCUAUGGUGAUAUGUCUAGAGGUGAUCAACAGGACAAAGGUUUCAUCUCAGCCUUCCUUGACCAGCGACGCAUCUACAGAGCUAGUCCAUAUCCUCCAGCGGACAUACUUCAACCUCAAACAGACCCCCAAACCACCUGUAGAAAUAACCAAGGCAGCUGAGAUUCUGGCCACAAUGCUCGGUCGGAUGGGUCAUGCUGUGACCUGGAACAGUGAUUCAGACGAAACUCAGCCUUCUACUGACCCCAGUAACCCUAAGAUAUCCGACCCUCAAUUUCAAGAGAUCACGCCCCCGAGUGGCCUGCUUUCGUCUCCUUGGCUCCUCUUCGACAACUUGGUCCAUGGUGAUUUUCCGUUCGAGAUGUUUGACUGGGCUUACUGGGACCGGGAGAUGCGGCAGCUCAAUGGGGCAUUCUAUGAUAUCAUAUAG
Molecule: messenger RNA, 1827 nt
Organism: Aspergillus brunneoviolaceus CBS 621.78
Lineage: Eukaryota; Fungi; Ascomycota; Eurotiomycetes; Eurotiales; Aspergillaceae
Product: fungal specific transcription factor domain-containing protein
Exons: 5
Coding region: 181-1827 (548 amino acids)
Biological process (GO): DNA-templated transcription
Cellular component (GO): nucleus
Molecular function (GO): DNA binding; zinc ion binding
Source: RefSeq, a predicted model, not a curated record